GAACCAUAAUUUACUUCAUCCAAAAUCAAAUGAAGUCACCUGUCCAUCUCGAACAUCCAUUUGGUACACAAAUAGUUAAGGAUAAUAUGGCGAGAUCAUGGUCGCUUCUUCUUCUUCCAUUUGCGCUUGCUUUGGUUGCUUCCGUUGCUCAAGCUGCUGUUGUGGAGUACACUUUCAAUGUAGGUAACCUCUCCAUUAGUCAGCUAUGCCAGCAGGAAAUGAUCAUAACUGCAGUGAAUGGUCAGCUCCCCGGCCCGACGAUCGUUGCCACUGAGGGCGACACGGUGGUUGUUCAUAUGGUCAACGAGUCACCCUACAACAUGACCAUCCACUGGCAUGGUAUCUUCCAGCGCGGUACGCCAUGGGCGGAUGGACCGGCUAUGGUCACGCAGUGUCCGGUCCGUCCCGGAGGCAACUACACUUACCGGUUCAACGUCACCGGGCAGGAGGGCACGCUGUGGUGGCACUCCCAUUUUUCCUUCCUCCGCGCCACCGUCUAUGGCGCGCUCAUCAUCAAACCUCGCGGCGGCGCCAAGGCCUACCCGUUCCCCGUGCCCGAUGAGGAGGUGGUGGUCAUCCUCGGUGAGUGGUGGAAGACGAACGUGUACGACCUGCAGCAGCGCUCCCUCGUUACUGGCAAUCCGGCGCCCCACGCCGACGCGUACACCAUCAACGGCAAGCCCGGCGAUUUCUACAACUGCUCUGCCCCCAACCAAACGCACAAGUUCGAGCUGAAGCAGAACAAGACGUACAUGCUCCGGAUCAUCAACGCUGCGCUCAACACGCCGCUCUUCUUCAAGGUGGCCAACCACAGCUUCAACGUGGUGGCCGCCGACGCGUGCUACACCAAGCCGUACAAGACCGACGUGGUGGUCAUCUCGCCGGGGCAGACGGUGGACGCGCUCCUGGUACCGGACGCCGGCGUCGCCGCGGCCGUCGGAGGGCGCUACUACAUGGCGGUCAUCCCGUACAACAGCGCCGUUAAUGCUGCCGACCCAAGUUUUCUGUACAGCCUGACCAACAGCACGGCCAUCGUCGAGUACGGCGGCGGCCCGGCGACCUCGCCACCCAUGGUGCCGGACAUGCCGGAGUACAACGACACGGCCACCGCGCACCGGUUUCUCUCCAAUAUGACGGCGCUGGUGCCGAACCGUGUGCCGCUCGCCGUCGACACCCACAUGUUCGUCACCGUCUCCAUGGGAGACACCUUCUGCGGACCGGAGCAGACGAUGUGCAUGCCAGACGACAAAGGGACCAUCUUCGCGUCGAGCAUGAACAACGCCUCCUUCAUCCUCCCGAACACAACCUCCAUGCUCGAGGCCAUGUACAAGGGCUCCAUCGACGGCGUCUACACCCGCGACUUCCCCGACACGCCGCCGAUCGUCUUCGACUACACCGCUGACGCAUCGGACGAUAACGCGACGCUGAAGCACACGUUCAAGUCGACCAAGGUGAAGACGCUCAAGUACAACUCGACGGUGCAGAUGGUGCUGCAGAACACGAGGCUGGUGUCCAAGGAGAGCCACCCGAUGCACCUCCAUGGCUUCAACUUCUUCGUCCUCGCACAGGGCUUCGGCAACUACAACGAGACGACGGACCCGGCCAAGUUCAACCUCGUCGAUCCGCAGGAGCGCAACACCGUCGCCGUCCCCACCGGCGGCUGGGCCGUCAUCCGCUUCGUUGCAGACAACCCAGGGGUUUGGUUCAUGCACUGCCACUUCGAUGCUCAUCUAGAGUUCGGGCUUGGCAUGGUGUUUGAGGUUCAGAACGGUCCAACGCAGGAGACAUCGUUACCGCCACCACCAUCGGACUUGCCACAGUGCUAGAUGAUCAUUGCUGAGAUUCCAUAGCUUUUGGGUUUAGUUCUCAGAAAGGAAAUGUUUAUUUCUUCAUUUAUUAGUUCCAUGCAGUAUUUCAGUAUUGUAAUAAGUUCAUUGAUCAAGUGUGUGAUGGAUGUUGUGCGUUUCUCUAAGGAGGUCAUCUUGUAAUAUUAAUCGGGAGGUUUCCAUAAUAAAAUGAAUGGAUUUCCUUAAUGUCA
Messenger RNA from Oryza sativa Japonica Group (Japanese rice), 2038 nucleotides. NCBI's taxonomy places the organism in Eukaryota, Viridiplantae, Streptophyta, Magnoliopsida, Poales, Poaceae. The record is from RefSeq and is a predicted model, not a curated record.